GGUUGGCGGGUAUGUGCAAGGUGGCCGAGCAGGUAGUUGAUUCUCGGACACCACCAGGAUCAAAAUGUCUCCAUCGAGGUGGGGAGAGAUAUUCAUGAUGUUGGGAAUGGUGUUGGGGGUGAUGGGUCUCCCGCAGCCAUCUUCCCUUACCGUCUCAUCCUCCACGACCUUUGCAAGACAGAGGAGGCAGCUAGAAAAUUUUGGAGCAAACCCCGAUGCGGACCCAGCACCUAACUGCCGCUGUGUCCCUCACUGGCAAUGCAAGGACAACCAAAUAUCCGAAAUAGCCGUGGAGGGUGAGGGGCUUUCGUCUCUCGUCCUGGACCUGCGAAGUAACCUUGCCUGCGACGGCGACCCUCAGAAGGUGUGCUGCGUGCUGGUGGAUUUCGGCGCCCGGCCCCCAACCGUGCCACCCGUCGACCCUCUCUGCGGCGAGAGAAACGACUUGGGCGUCGGCAGCACCAUCCUUGGCUUUGAGGACCAACAGUCUCAGUUCGGAGAGUUUCCUUGGGCCGCUGCCAUCGUCACGUCUCGAGGUUUUGGUUCAUCUGAUACGCCUUUGUACACUGCUGGCGGGUCCCUGAUUCACCCUCAGGUGGUCCUCACCGUGGCACACUCCAUGCUCAACUACACUGCUGACCAACUGAAAGCUCGCCUCGGGGAGUGGAACUUGGCGGGGAAGACGGAGGCGGUGCCCCACCAGGAGAUUCAAGUGAAGGAGUUGCUGUUCCACCCCGACUACCACAAGGAGAAACAAUACUACGACGUGGCGCUGCUGGUGCUGGACCGACCCGCGGUGGUCGGCGCCACUGUUAACAUCAUCUGCCUGCCGUCCAAUGUUCAGGACUACGUGAGCGAUGAUUGCGUCGUCUCCGGCUGGGGCAAGAGGGACUUCGAUAAGAAAGCCAAGUUCCAGAGGGUGAUGAAGAAGGUAUCGCUGCCCGUGGUGGACCACGCCCAGUGCCAGACCGCCCUGCAGGGUACUCGGCUGGGGCCUCGCUUUAUCCUGCACGACAGCUUCCUCUGCGCCGGGGGACAGAAGGAGGGCCAGGACCCCUGCACGGGGGACGGCGGCUCCCCCCUGACAUGUCGCCUAAAGAGUGACUCUCGCCGCUACGUGCAGGUGGGCGUGGUGGCGUGGGGCAUCGGGUGUGGGACCCUCGGCGUGCCGGGGGUGUACGCAGACGUGCUGAAGGCGCGGCCCUGGAUCGACCAAGUUAUCAACGAUCAUUUUUCUAACGCUGGGACGAAGAAUGAAAAACUUGACCUGCGAAUCUCAACAGUUUCGUAAUGCUAAGAACCAUGUGUUCAGCUUUUUUAUUUAGCGUAUGUCAAUAUGAAUAAAUGUUGUUUUAUGUGGUACUUCUCAUGUCAGCUUCUUUGUGACAUAUGAACGUUUGAACAUUUUCAUAGCCACUCUACAGUAUAUUACAUUUGUUAUAACAUUUUGACAUAAUCACUGUUCAGCGUUUCGGAGUUUUCAAUACACUUCCGGACCCCAGGUCAGCCAUGCCCCUGUAAGGACACCCUUGAGUGUUGCUGUUUAAAGGCUUCUGCUCCUGCUACCGUUGAGUACGAUGACAUUCUUUGCUCACACCAAAAUUCCCUUUUUUUGUUGUUUCUUCGUUUGUUUGUCAGGCUUAAUCUGGUUUCAUAGAGCAUGGACUAUUUUUAAAUAAAGAAAAUAAAAACAUGAAUGUUCCACGUUGUAUUCGAUUCAUAGACAUUAAUUCUAGUUGGUGUUGGAGAUGUUGGGCAAGGUUGUUGGUAGGUUUGCAUUUUGUGAUUUUGUGGUUGUUCUUGGGGCGGUGAGAUAGUAUAUAUAUAUAUAUAUAUAUAUAUAUAUAUAUAUAUAUAUAUAUAUAUAUAUAUAUAUAUAUAUAUAUAUAUAUAUAUAUAUAUAUAUAUAUAUAUAUAUAUAUAUAUAUAUAUGUGUGUGUGUGUGUGUGUGUACAGUCGCGCCCCGAAGUGUUGACACAGUUUGUAGUGACUUUCGUUCAAGUAAUACAUAAUAUUAUUCGAAGGGAAGGGAUGUUUAGGAGUGAUUUUGUUAUAGAUACACAAAAUAUGAUACUGAGAAAGGAAAUAAAUUCAACAGAGAGUAAGUUUUUACCUUAUAACGAUAUAUUAAGCAGCUCUGCCGAGACAUUUUGAUACAGUUUUCGUUCAAGACAUUAAAAGAGUCAAAUGAGUUCUAUGUUAAGACUAAGUAUAUAUAUAUAUAUAUAUAUAUAUAUAUAUAUAUAUAUAUAUAUAUAUAUAUAUAUAUAUAUAUAUAUAUAUAUAUAUAUAUAUAUAUAUAUAUAUAUAUAUAUAUAUAUAUAUAUAUAUAUAUAUAUAUAUAUAUAUAUAUAUAUAACUGCACAAAUAUAUUGCUCUUUCUUUCAGUGUAUUGAUAACCCUACAUUAUAGAAUAAUAGGAAAAAAAUAAUUAGCUGCACGUCAUUUGAUAAAAUGCGAAAUAAAUACUACAUAAUAAACUCGCAUUUGAUGAUGACGUCAUCUUGAACGACAUUCACGCAUGACUGUAUAAAUCUUGUGUGCGUCAAAUCAGCGAGAUUCUAAAGAAAAAAAUAAUAAAUCAAGUGUCUAUA
This is a messenger RNA of Eriocheir sinensis (Chinese mitten crab), 2594 nucleotides long. Its product is annotated as phenoloxidase-activating factor 2-like. The coding region runs from base 65 to 1291 and encodes 408 amino acids. Gene Ontology annotation, molecular function: serine-type endopeptidase activity. The record is from RefSeq and is a predicted model, not a curated record. Gene Ontology annotation, biological process: proteolysis. NCBI's taxonomy places the organism in Eukaryota, Metazoa, Arthropoda, Malacostraca, Decapoda, Varunidae. The transcript is spliced from 8 exons.